AUGAUUCACGAUAAAAUCAUGUCUCUUCCAGACGGGUAUGACACACUUGUUGGUGAACGAGGUUUGAAGCUCUCAGGUGGUGAGAAACAGCGAGUUGCUAUUGCUCGAACUAUACUGAAAAGGCCACAGUUCAUCUUUUUGGAUGAGGCUACAUCCGCUCUUGACACUAAUACUGAGCGUGCAAUACAACGAUGUCUUGAAGAACUCUGUGCCACCCGGACAGGAGUAGUCGUAGCACAUCGGUUGAGUACAGUGGUUAACGUUGAUUGUAUACUGGUGUUGGACAAGGGUCGAAUUAUAGAGCGGGGAAGGUGA
This is a messenger RNA of Cylicostephanus goldi, 315 nucleotides long. Lineage: Eukaryota; Metazoa; Nematoda; Chromadorea; Rhabditida; Strongylidae. The record is from the annotation of a GenBank genome assembly.